UCAAAAAAUAUAGGACCGAUGGAGAUACAGAGAUGUCGAGUGAAAUCACACUUAGCUGCUAUCAGUCCAGCGGCCUGAGAUAGUGAGAUGUCAAGUGUGGUGGUCCUUGAUAAUGGCGGCGGUCUUAUCAAGGCCGGCUUCGGAGGUGACCGCGACCCGGUCGCCGUCGUCCCCAACUGCCUCGGCCGCCCCACCUCAUCCAAGAAAUGGCUUGUUGCCGACCAACUUCUCGCCGCGGAGUCGGACAUUACUUCCGUCUCCAUCCGCCGACCCUUCGACCGCGGCUACCUCAUCAAUCCUGAUUUGCAGAAGGAGAUCUGGGAUCGCGUAAUCCGCACUCUUCUACGCGCCGAUCCCUCAACUUCCUCGCUCCUUCUCGUUGAACCCCUGUUCAACCCCCCUUCCAUCCAGCGCGCCACCGAUGAGGUCGUCUUCGAGGACUUGGGUUUUCAAUCUCUCUUCGUCGCCGACGCCCCUUCGCUUGUACACCUGUACGAGGCAAGCCGACGGCCGGUGGAUGGGUUGGCAGCGAUGGCGCAGUGCAGUUUGGUGGUUGAUUGCGGCUUCUCGUUCACCCACGCCGCUCCUGUGGUGCAAAAUUUCACCUUGAACUAUGGUGUGAAGAGGCUAGACCUCGGAGGGAAGGCACUCACGAAUUACCUCAAGGAGCUCGUUUCCUAUCGUUCUAUCAAUCUUAUGGAUGAAACCCUGAUCAUAGAUGACGCCAAGGAGAAGCUGUGCUUCGUAUCUCUUGACGUCCUGAACGACCUCCAACUUGCCAGGAAACCAGGGAAGGACAAUCCUUUCAGAUGCACUUAUGUUCUCCCCGAUGGCAUUACACAUACAAGGGGUUUUGUUAAAGACAUAGAUGAAGCACAAAGGUUUCUCUCACUACCUGAUGGAUGCUCUACUACGCUAGGAAUACCGGUAGUCGAUAGUCAAGCAGAUAUAGAGAAAAGGGAGGAUAGGAAGAGAAUGGACAUGAAUAAAAGCGAAUUCAACCUUACAAAUGAACGUUUUCUUGUUCCUGAGAUGAUGUUCUGUCCAGCUGAUUUGGGUAUGAAUCAAGCUGGACUAGCUGAAUGUAUCGUCAGGUCUGUUCAUGCAUGCCAUCCAUAUCUUCAUCCUGUACUCUUUGAGAGCAUUGUCCUGACUGGUGGAAGCACAUUGUUUCCUCGAUUUGCAGCAAGGCUAGAGAGGGAGUUGCGACCACUGGUACGAGAUGACUAUCGAGUGAAGAUAACUAGCCAGGAAGAUCCCAUUAAAGGCGUGUGGAGAGGUGGAUCAUUAUUGGCAUCUAGCCCUGAUUUUGAAUCAAUGUGUAUAUCCAAGUCGGAAUAUGAAGAGCUCGGGUCUACACGUUGCCGGCGUCGGUUCUUCCACUAAUCUAUAUGACAAAUACUGGGAUAAAUUAUUUUGUGCAGACAUCGGACAUCAUCCGGAGGCCAACCAGAAUGCGCCAUGUUUUAUUUUUUUGCUCAGUGCCGUUGCUAGGUACCGGGUGAUGUGGCGCGUUCUGAUUGACCUCCGGACCAUCCGAUAUCCACACAUAAUAAUUUCUCAAAAUACUGGUAUUGAAUUGGCUCUGGUUUGAAUCCCAAGCACCAGAAUGCAGAAAAUCUUUCCAGGUAAAUAUACUGUACUCUUUUUGGCAAUUAGUUUAUUGUAUGACCUGAUGGCUUCAGUAGAUGUAUACACAAAAGUGUAAUUUGUAGCUCAAACCUUUAAUAUGUCUACAUUCUGUUAUCAGGCUGAGGAACUCAGGGAGUUUUUGAGCUAUUUAAUAGUGCUAUGCUCUGUAAAAUUCAAAAA
Molecule: messenger RNA, 1812 nt
Organism: Dendrobium catenatum
Lineage: Eukaryota; Viridiplantae; Streptophyta; Magnoliopsida; Asparagales; Orchidaceae
Product: actin-related protein 6
Exons: 7
Coding region: 88-1386 (432 amino acids)
Cellular component (GO): Swr1 complex
Molecular function (GO): nucleosome binding
Source: RefSeq, a predicted model, not a curated record